Messenger RNA from Chiroxiphia lanceolata (lance-tailed manakin), 745 nucleotides. Its product is annotated as scale keratin-like. Gene Ontology annotation, molecular function: structural constituent of cytoskeleton. The transcript is spliced from 2 exons. Bases 188 to 574 code for a protein of 128 amino acids. Gene Ontology annotation, cellular component: intermediate filament. The record is from RefSeq and is a predicted model, not a curated record. Lineage: Eukaryota; Metazoa; Chordata; Aves; Passeriformes; Pipridae.
GGGAGGGGCAGGAGCGGCCCAGCCCUGGUGUCAUCAGCAGCAGGGAGUGUCCCCUGUGCACAUUGGCCCGGCCGGGGCUGAGCCGUGGUGGGGCUGCUAUAAAAGGCCUGGCCGGGCCAGGCUGUGCCAAGCUGCUCUGGCCACCUUGUCCUCGGGGAAAAGGAGCUCCAGCGCAUCCCUGGCCGAGAUGUCCUGCUACGAGCUGUGCCCCCCCAAAGGCAGCGUGGCUGUGCCCAAGCCCAGCGUGGCUGUGCCCCAGCCCAUCGCCGAGAGCUGCAACGAGCUGUGCGCCCGCCAGUGCCCCGACUCCACGGCCUUCAUCCAGCCGCCCCCCGUGGUGGUCACCUUCCCCGGCCCCAUCCUCAGCUCCUUCCCCCAGCAAGCCGUGGUGGGCUCCGCCGGAGCCCCCGCCUUUGGGGGCUCCCUGGGGCUGGGGGGCCUCUAUGGCCAAGGGGCCACCCAGGCCUCGGGGGGCCUCUGCACCUUUCCCACAGCCUGCGCUGCUCCCGCCUGCAGCCCUUGGCUCCUGCCCCGCUACUCCAGGAAAAUCUGGGACACCUGCGGGCCCUGCUAGACCCAGCCCACACCCCACUGACAGCGCUCACCACGCUCCACAACCCACCAGCUGCACAACAGCCCUUGGCCUCCUCCAGCCCGGCACCACCAGCCUGCCUGGCUCUUGCCCACCAUCUCUCUCACACUCUCUCCUGACCCUCUCUGCUCAAUAAACUUUUCCUGCAGUCAA